CCUCAUCAUUCUGUUUGCCUGCCCAUUUAGUGAUAUACCUUUUAAUUAUCCCACUGUUAUAAUAAGUUCUGUCCCAGGCUAGCUCCUGCAAUGAGCGUAGCUUCCUCUCCAUCUGCUUCAAUGAAACCUCCAAGAGGAAAGCUACCCCUCUUCACCAUCACUAUUGUGAUUUGCUCUUUUGCAUUUCUUGCUCUCUUGUAUGCUGACACUUCCAGGUCCUUUUUCAACCUUAAAUCCUGUCCUAGAAGACCUGCUGCUAAAAAGUCGAAGGACAAAACUGCAGGGGAUAAUCUUAAAGGCUUCGAAAUGGAUGACAGAUUCGAAUUCGACCCUGAAGAGUGCACUGUUAAUACUGGCAAGUGGGCUUUUAACAAAUCACUCAAGCCUUUUUACACUGACAGAAGCUGUCCCUAUUUAGACAGACAAGUUUCUUGUGUCAAGAAUGGACGGCGAGAUUCCGAUUACCAGCACUGGGAAUGGCAGCCCGACGACUGUACUUUGCCCAGAUUUAAUCCAAAGCUUGCACUUAAGAAACUAAGGGGGAAGAGGCUGAUGUUCGUAGGAGAUUCACUACAAAGGGGUCAAUGGCAAUCAUUUGUCUGUAUGGUAGAAUGGAUUAUACCUGACGACAAAAAGUCCUUGAAACGGGGUGACUUUCUUUCUGUCUUCAGAGCCAAGGAAUAUGAUGCUACCAUUGAAUUCUAUUGGGCUCCGUAUCUUAUUGAGUCCAAUACUGAUCAACCCAUCAUAGGAGAUCCAAAGAAGAGAAUACUAAAAGUGGAUUCAGUAGAAAAGCACGCCAAAAACUGGGGAGGAGUUGAUAUUCUGGUGUUCAAUACUUAUGUUUGGUGGAUGAGUGGUCUUAGACUCAAAACACUAUGGGGUUCAUUUGCAAAUGGGGCAGAAGGUUAUGAAGAAUUGGAUACACCAGUUGCUUACAAAAUAGGUUUGAAGACAUGGGCUAAUUGGGCAGACUCAAAUAUUAAUCCCAACAAGACUCGUGUCUUCUUUACUACCAUGUCACCUACACACACAAGAAGCGAAGACUGGAACAAUACAAAAGGGAUAAAAUGCUUCAAUGAAACAAAGCCAGUGAUGAAGAAGAGAUACUGGGGAAGUGGGUCUGAUAAGAAAAUGAUGAGUGUGGUGGCAAGUAUAGUGGGGAAAAUGAAUGUUCCAGUUACAAUCCUCAACAUAACACAGUUAUCAGAGUACCGCAUCGAUGCUCAUACAUCAGUGUACACUGAGACUGAGGGAAAAGUGUUGACAGAUAAAGAAAAGGCCGACCCACUGCACCAUGCAGAUUGCAUACAUUGGUGCUUGCCAGGAGUUCCAGAUACCUGGAAUCAAAUACUUCUUGCAUAUUUGUAGGCUGUAGCCGCAAACUCAAAAGCAAAUGAAGGGAAUUCAUGUGUUCCUUCUGAUCAACUGUACACAUUAGAUAUCAUGCCAUUUCUGAUUUUUCCUGUGUAAAAAAAUCUUGAAAAUUUACUAUUUAGUACCUCUAUAUCUAGUCUUCCGGUUUUAAAAAUA
Messenger RNA from Hevea brasiliensis (rubber tree), 1533 nucleotides. Its product is annotated as protein trichome birefringence-like 3. Lineage: Eukaryota; Viridiplantae; Streptophyta; Magnoliopsida; Malpighiales; Euphorbiaceae. The record is from RefSeq and is a predicted model, not a curated record. Gene Ontology annotation, cellular component: Golgi apparatus. The transcript has 6 exons. Gene Ontology annotation, molecular function: O-acetyltransferase activity. Bases 91 to 1371 code for a protein of 426 amino acids.